Molecule: messenger RNA, 3606 nt
Organism: Pediculus humanus corporis (human body louse)
Lineage: Eukaryota; Metazoa; Arthropoda; Insecta; Psocodea; Pediculidae
Exons: 11
Coding region: 1-3606 (1201 amino acids)
Cellular component (GO): endoplasmic reticulum
Source: RefSeq, a predicted model, not a curated record
AUGGAUGAAUUAUUAUGUGAUAUUUACGGUAAUAAUAAAACGAUAUUGAAAAGAACGUGUCACGUGACGACGACGACGACGACGACGACGUCGACGGUGACGCCGAUGGUGGCGACGACGGCAACCACCUGCGAUUUAAGUUGGCAAGAUUCUGAUCAAAAUUUGAAUGAUCUUAGAAGGGAAAAAUACGAAUUGGAAAAACUAAUUGGAGAAAAGGGAAAUCAAUUAGUUAAAUAUUUAAAAAAGAAAAAUUUUCUUUUGAUGAAAAGAGAAGCUCAUUAUAAUGUAAUUACGGCUUACAUUCAAGCCGUAUCACCUAAAACAAGAGAAGAUACGAAAAUGAAAUUUUCUCUUAGUCCCGGUCCCGAAACUGGUUUUUCUCAAUGGGUCGAUGCAAUGAAAAUGGUAGCACAAUUACCGGAUGGAAUGCCUCCAGAAUUUAGAACAAAACUUUGGCUUCAAUUAUCGGAAAAACAUUUAAAUGAUAAAAAUGUCGAUUGGGAAAAAGCUGAGAGUGUCAUAUUUAACGAAUGGACGAAUCCAGACGAUGAAGAACUCGAACAUAAUCAAGCUCUUUUAAAAAGAGUUUUAUUAGCUUAUGCCAGAUGGAAUAAAAAUGUCGGAUAUUGUCAGGGUUUUAACAUGUUGGCAGCACUUAUUCUUCAAGUUAUGGAAAAACAUGAGAAAAAUGCAGUCAAAGGUGUUUUACCAGAAAGUUAUUUUGCUAAUAAUUUAAGAGGUUUAUCAGUUGAUAUGGCCGUUUUUAGAGAUUUGCUUAAAAUACGAUUACCCAAAUUGUCAAAACAUUUGGAAGCGUUACAACACGACACGAAUUCAGGAAUCAAUUACGAACCUCCGCUGACAAACGUUUUUACAAUGCAAUGGUUUUUAACGUUGUUUUCCAAUUGUCUCCCACAACAAACAGUGCUCAGAGUUUGGGAUUUGGUGUUUUUAUACGGGAACGAAGUUGUACUGAGAACAGCUCUUGCAAUAUGGGGUAUAUUGCAAGAAAGAGUAAUAACCGUUGAAUCUGCAGACGAAUUUUAUAGCAUCAUGGGUGUCGUGACGAGGGAAAUGUUAGAAUUCGGUUUGAUGGAUGCCAAUACUCUUGUCAAAAGGAUUGCCAUGGUUGACCCCUUUCCGAACGAAUUGCAAGAAUUGAGAGAAAAAUAUUUAUAUAAUAUUAGUCCGUGGAGUCAAUCCGUUCAGGGAGCGGCCAAAAAAGGGAUAAAAUUAUUAUACGGUGAUCCAGAUGAUCAAGAUGAUACGGAAGAUGAAGAUAAAAUUGCAUUUACGACUGCUUAUGGUGUUUUUCGAAGACAAGAAUCAUCGAACCGGGAACUUCAGAUUUCGGGUCCAACACUCGAUAUUGGUAUUCUUAAACAACAAUAUGCAAAAUUACGUCAACGUCAAAGACAAGCUCACGUCAUAAUUUCAGCUGCUUGCAAUUCAAAUUUUGCCGGAAGUUUAACGCAAAGUCCGAGCGUUUCCGUUAAUCAUUUAUUGAUAGGGAAAAGUGCGUUGGUUAAUAAAGGAAGACGUAUCGGUCCUCCCGAAGGAUCCAUACCUCCAAAUAAUAAAAAAAUACCUGCCAAAAAUAUUCACCAAGAAGAAUCUGAAACAAAAACAAAAAAAUUUACAAAUAUAAAUAAUUAUGAUAACGGAGAGGAAAAGGAAUCUUUUAGAAAUAAUAAUAAUAAUAAUAAUAAUAAUAAAUCAAAAAUUGACGAAGAAGAAAAAGAAAAAACGAAUCACGAUCGAAUGAGAAACAAAGAAAGGAAAAUCAGCAGCAGUGACGAUUCAACCGAUUCCAGCAGCACCGAACUUUGCGACAAGGAAAUCGUCAGCGAUUCUGAAAAUAGCGAUAUUUUUGAUUCUUCUGAUGGAAAAACAAUACCUGAUUGUGGUACCGUCCAAAAAUUACCACGAGAUUCAGAUACUUCGCUCAUUUCAACAUCCGGUGACAUUGACGAAAAAAUAAAAGAAAAAAAUUUUAACUGUGAUAAAUAUAAUUUAGUGGUGCCAGAAAGAGAAGAAGAAGAAGAAGAAGAAAAAUUAUUGAUAAACAUAGAAGAAGAAGAAGGUGAUGAUUUGUUUGAUUUAAAACUUUCAGAAGAGAAUAAAUUUAACGGAAAAAGUGAAAAUUUGAAUUAUUCAGUUGAUGUUGAUAAUAAGUUUUCAAAUAAAGUACAAAGCGUCAAUGAUGAUGAUAAGAGAGAAAAUGAUAAAGUGGAAAAUGUUGAAAGUAAAAAAAAAAUCGAAUUAGGAUUCAACGUGAUAGAAGAAAAUUCACAAAUGUUGAAUAAAUUUUCCCAGAGAUUUUCACAAUCGAAUAAAACGUUGAACGUUGAUAAAAACGAGGAAAAUGAUUUCAAUUUAAGGUUUUCUCUUUCUACAAAGAAACCUAUGAGAAAAGAUGAUGAAGAGGGAGAGAGAAACAUUAUCGAGGAAGAAAAUUUUAAGACUGAAAAUUUAAAUGAUAAAAACCCUUCGAUAAGAGAAAUGACAACAGAAAAGAGACCGGAAAGAGCAGAAAAAGCAAACAAAGAAGUCAACACGGAAAUAACUUUCGGUUCGGAAAAUAUUUUAUACGGAAAAACAAAAAAAGGAUCAAAAUGUUGGACGGAUACGGAAUCGAUUCCUAGUCCUCCUCCUGGAUCUCCCACAGGUUCAAAUCCUGAGUAUUCAAUGAAUUUAAAACUUUCUCGACCUUAUUUGAAGAAAGUGAGUAAAAAAUACGUGGGAGAAGAUGAAACAGCAUCAAAAUUAGAAGAAAGUAAAAGUGAUUGGAUGAUUAAAAUGAAAAAAAUACAAGAACUCGAAACUAUGACGAGAGAAACAUUAAACGAGAUUCAAUCGCAAUCGAGUCCGAGAAAAACUUUGGAAAAUUUUAAAUGUCGGAAAAAUUCAAAACGUUCGAUACUCGUGGACGUGGACGUCGACGUCGACGACGACGACGACGACGACCAUGGCGACGACUACACGAAAACUAAAACAAUAGUCGAUAAUAAUAUAGAAAGUUCAUUAUCAUCAUCGUGCGAAGAAAUCGGACGAAACAUCAAAUACGAAUCCAGUUCGUUCGACGCCAUAACAUCGAGAACGGAAAAACUACUCGGAAACGUGGAAAUAAUAAAUCGUUCUUCGGACGAUUUAUUAUAUCGAAAAAACGAUUUCGAUUAUUUAAAACGAGAGGAUUCGAGAAUACAAUCGACGACGUUCAACAACGACGACGACGACGACGAGGAAAACGAAUUAAAAUCGAGAUUAGAAUUUUUAAAAAAAAUUACAAAUUCGUCGAGGGAUUUCGAAAGGGAUUCGAUACGACGAAGAGAAGAAUCCCCGCUCAAUAAAACAAACGUCGAUAAUAACAACAAACGAGAGAUUCACACGAAUGUGAAAACAACGACGUCACAAAAUAAAAAUUCUGAUAUUUCAUGGCAGAAAUACGUUUUGGAAAAAAAAAGAUCAGAGAUAAACGUCGAUUUUCAACCGAGCAAAUCCAACUUUAAUCCUUUUCCAACUAGAACAGGUUCGAAACCUAAAGAUCUCGGUAUGAAAUUAGGUUUAUAUCCUUCUUCACCGGAAACGCAACCUAAAAAAGUAUAA